AUGCGCGAGCGAGAGGCGGCCGGGCGGGUUUGUGCUGUGCUGGUGCGUAGCGGUUUCGGCAAGUGUCUGGUCAGUCUGGUGCUGGCAGCUCGCAGCUCGCAGCUCGCAGCUGUGCCGUUGCAGUGGCCGUCGGCCUGUUCGGCAGCUGUCUGGUUCUGUCGGGCGGCCAGGUGCUGGCAUUUCCAGGUGGUAGAUGUCUGGUCAUUUAUGCCUCGAGCCCGAAACUCGGCACUUGGUUGCCACCAGACCGUUGGCAUUGAUUGA
Molecule: messenger RNA, 264 nt
Organism: Ustilaginoidea virens
Lineage: Eukaryota; Fungi; Ascomycota; Sordariomycetes; Hypocreales; Clavicipitaceae
Exons: 1
Coding region: 1-264 (87 amino acids)
Source: RefSeq, a predicted model, not a curated record